UCCCACCGUAUUUCGUUGAUUGUGCUAGCCCGGGUUUCUGCAAUCCUUGCCAGUAAAAAAGUGUGUUUUUGUGUUUCAACUUCUACUAUAAAGAAGCAGUUGGUGAAUGUGAAAUUAUGCGUUGGUGCGCAGUCCUCGCUGUCAGUGUUCUGAUUCUAGCCCAGGGGGGUGCUACGCCCAGUUACCUUCCAGAAUGGAUCCAUAACGGCACAUGUCCUGAAAUGACUCACCCUGUGUUUGACGACGUCAUCGGAGCCGUGCCAUGUCCACUAAGUUGCAACAGCAUUUUAGUCGACAACGACUGUGAUGUCACCGAGAAAUGCUGCCGGACCCCGUGUAACCCAAACAGCUGGAAAUGCAUCACUCCCUUGUAGCCGCAGCACGACCGUAUAGAAAACCACAACUACAGAACCCACAAGUUCAACAACCUAAAUGAGCAAAUUUAUUCCCACCUUGUGAGUCAAAUGAACAAGAUUUCCGGCCAGCAUUGUCUGAAGAUAGCUUUGCAUGGUGUGGAUAAAUGUCCCCGUUUUGGUUUACAUUAUUUUGUUCAUUUAAUUUUCAUUAAUUAUUUCAUUAAUCUGUCCUUGACUGGCUUUGACUUGAAUACUUGUACUGAAAUUGUUUUUUAUUCGCAUUUGUUUAAUUACAUUGAAAAACAUGUUGAUUGAAUUGAAUUUAAUUGAAUUGAAUAUGAAGAAACUAUAAAUAAUUGAAAACUUGCGCGUGCGACCAUGUGUAAAUCUAUUUUGCGGGAGUGUUGGUUUUGCCUAGGGUGGCAUUUACCUCCUGAAGACGAGUAGAGUGUACUACUGUUCGAAAUGUCGAGACCAAACUGGCUCUUCCUUAAACCACAUUGCCUAGAGUCGUCUUUGUGCAAUCUUAUAGUUUUUGACUAAUUUGAAGGCACUGUUCACGUUUGGUAAUUAGUCAUAAUAUACAUUAGCAUAACAUAACUUGGUAUAACGAGCAACGUAGAGCUGUUGAAAG
Molecule: messenger RNA, 990 nt
Organism: Asterias rubens (European starfish)
Lineage: Eukaryota; Metazoa; Echinodermata; Asteroidea; Forcipulatida; Asteriidae
Exons: 2
Coding region: 117-374 (85 amino acids)
Source: RefSeq, a predicted model, not a curated record